GUGUCUCUGUGUGCCUCAUCUCCAUCUAUCUGGCCCUCUCUGUGGUUCUCUUCUGUGUGUCUCUCUGUCUCGAUCUCGCUUCUUCUCUUCUUUACCCCUGGUGAGUCAGAAACAAAGGAGGGAGGGGGAAGCUGCACAGUAGGUCGGGCUCCGCGAUUCGCCCUUUAUUCUGAACUCACGACGUCAGCGGGGCCCGGGCGGGCAACUGUGGAUGGAGCUGCCGGGAGCGGACUGGGUUGCCCAGAGCGAGCCGGGUCGGAGGAGAGAGCAGACCCCGAGCGGGCGUGUGUUUGUGCGUGCGCUGGGAUCAGGAUGGGAGGUGUGCGGGGGGCGGGAUAGAGGGAGCCGAGGGGGGGCAGGCAUGCGUGUGUGUGACAGUGUGAGUGCGAGGGAGGCUGGCCCUUAGUGUAACCGGAGCUACAAAGAAGGGAGACAGGGAGAGUCUAGAAGAGGGAGGAGGAGGAGGAGGAGGAGGAGGCGGAGGCGGCGCCGGGGCAUCUCCAACACCCUCCCCCUUGGAACGAGCCACAUCAAACCGGCCUCCGCCACUGGGACCCCGGGCCGGCCCCCCCACCCCCUCCCCUCUGCCCGAGCCCACCCGGGAUGAUGAAGAAGAACAAUUCCGCCAAGAGGGGGCCCCAGGAUGGAAACCAUCAGUCUGCACUGCCUGAAAAGGUCGGCUGGGUGCGGAAAUUCUGUGGGAAAGGGAUUUUUAGGGAGAUCUGGAAAAACCGCUACGUGGUGUUGAAAGGGGACCAGCUCUACAUCUCCGAGAAGGAGAUAAAAGAUGAGAAAAAUGUCCAGGAAGUAUUUGACCUGAGCGACUAUGAGAAAUGCGAGGAGCUUCGGAAAUCCAAGAGCCGGAGCAAGAAGAAUCACAGCAAGUUUACCCUGGCACACUCCAAACAGCCUGGGAACAUGGCACCCAACCUGAUCUUCCUGGCAGUGAGUCCAGAGGAGAAGGAGUCUUGGAUUAACGCCCUCAGUUCUGCCAUCACUCGAGCCAAGAACCGAAUCCUGGAUGAGGUCACUGUUGAAGAGGACAGCUUCCUUGCCCAUCCCACCCGUGACAGAGCAAAGAUUCAGCACUCUCGACGUCCCCCAACCCGAGGACACCUAAUGGCCGUGGCCUCAACCUCUACCUCUGAUGGAAUGUUGACCCUGGACCUGAUCCAAGAGGAGGACCCCUCCCCUGAGGAUCCCACUUCUUGUGCUGAGAGCUUCCGUGUUGACCUGGACAAGUCGAUGGCUCAGCUGGCAGAAGGCCGGCGACGGGCAGACUCAGACAGAAUCCAUACCCCCUUGGGCCGUAGCUUUCCCCGGCCCUGGGAGAAGCCAGAGAAGGGGGCCCCUUACACUCCCCAGGCUCCCAAGAAGCAGACACCCUCAGAGAAAGGCCGAUGUGCUUCCUUGGAAGAAAUCUUGUCUCAACGGGAUGCUGCCCCAGCCCAUGGCCUGCUACAGCCUGAGGAGCACUCUACCCCAACCCCACCUCACCCUGGACAGCUGUCUCGGAUCCAGGACCUGGUAGCAAGGAAACUGGAGAAGACUCAGGAGCUGCUGGCGGAGGUGCAGGGGCUGGGGGAUGGGAAGCGAAAAGCCAGGGACCCUCCACGUUCUCCCCCUGACUCUGAGUCUGAACAGCUGCUGCUGGAGACAGAGCGACUACUUGGGGAGGCAUCAUCCAACUGGAGCCAGGCAAAGAGAGUACUGCAGGAGGUGAGGGAGCUGAGGGACCUGUACAGACAGAUGGACCUUCAGACCCCAGACUCCCAACUCAGACAUACUCCUCAGCACAGCCAGUACCGGAAAAGCCUGAUGUGAGGGGGCAAGAAAGAGAGACCUGGGACAUGUUGGGGGGAGGGAUGGGCAGAUAUUGGGAUAGGGGCUGUUUUGUUUUAUUUUGUUUUUUAAUUUACCACAAUCCAAAAAGAAAAAAAAAACAACUCAUGGCUCCUGCUGGUGCCUAAUCCUCCCUUGUUCCCUCCUCCUUUCCCUCUGGAGCCAUAGACUGGACUCAGAUUUGAGGGAGAGGUAUUCCCUACUGAAUGGUGGAGAGAAGAGAUGUUGGAGGCUAUCUGACCCUAGUACUAGAUGUGGGGAGGAGAAAUAAGAAUUAGACUCUCUGCAGUCCCCUGCCCCAACACAGAGGCUAUGUGCUUAUAGUUCAAAUCCUACUUUGAUGAGGGCAGAGGGAAUAAUCAUUUUAUGCUGCCACCCAGGGUUGCUCUCGGAAGGGUGACAUGUAAGCCAGAAAGUCCAGACUCUAGGGAGGUGGGUUCCACUUUCAGCCCUUGGUAUCAGGAAAGAGAAGAGGGCUUAGAGAGGGGACAGAAGGAUAGUCUGUAGAAUCCAAACCGCAAUCAGACAUUAUCUUUCUAACAUCAAGCCCUCAUUGCUAUUUGAGCUCCCUCUCUUUUUCUUUUAUUUCUUAUUUUGGUGUUUACUUCCCCCCCCACCCCAAAAUGAGUUUAAAGACAUGAUGCUUACUUAUGGUGUAACCAUGAAGAGAUGGUAGCAUUCUCUUUGCUUCUUCAGAGGGUGGGGCUUCUCUAGUAGAGGAACGAGGCACAGCUGACCCCAAGGGAGAACUGAUCUAAGAAUGAAACUUGGUUGUGGAGCAUGCUGGGUAAGAAAGAGGGGAAAAACCAAACACAUGUUCAUGUUCCUCUUUUAGCCAAGCCAGAAUUUUCUGAGUCCUUCCCCCUACUCUGACUGCCCCCAAGACUGCCUGUCCUGUCUCUGAAAGAGAAUCACUACCAGGGAAGGAGCUCAUGUGUAUAUGCUUGCUCGAGCACGCGCACGCGCACUCGCACAG
Molecule: messenger RNA, 2818 nt
Organism: Trichosurus vulpecula (common brushtail)
Lineage: Eukaryota; Metazoa; Chordata; Mammalia; Diprotodontia; Phalangeridae
Gene: PLEKHO1
Product: pleckstrin homology domain containing O1
Exons: 6
Coding region: 604-1824 (406 amino acids)
Biological process (GO): regulation of myoblast fusion
Cellular component (GO): ruffle membrane; muscle cell projection membrane
Source: RefSeq, a predicted model, not a curated record